Molecule: messenger RNA, 1517 nt
Organism: Helianthus annuus (common sunflower)
Lineage: Eukaryota; Viridiplantae; Streptophyta; Magnoliopsida; Asterales; Asteraceae
Product: protein JINGUBANG
Exons: 2
Coding region: 117-1430 (437 amino acids)
Molecular function (GO): protein binding
Source: RefSeq, a predicted model, not a curated record
GACAUAAAAGAAAAACAAAGUUCCAAGCCAUGAUAAACCCUCCACCAUGUUGAUGAACAACGAUCAUCACCAGCCAUCCAAACGAAACGUUUCAUCUGCACGUCAACAACAACAACAUGCCGGAUUCUCAACAUGAUUCCUCGGACGACAACGAGCAAUUAUGGGACUCCUAUUCUUCUCCUCCAUCAUCCGACAAAAUGAGCUCCACACAAUCAUCACCGGUUGCAAACUCUCUAUGGUCGUAUCGAGAACAACAUGAAGCGGUUAAUGAUUGCAUGGAUUUAUAUUCCAAUUACACCGGUAUAUUAGCUUCUCUAGUACGUGAAGAAGGCAAUGUAUAUUCAUUAGCGGCCAUUGAAGAUAUGUUGUACACCGGAUCAGAUAGCAAGAACAUCCGCGUCUGGAAAAACCGCAAGGAGUUUACCGGGUUUAAAUCCAAAAGCGGGUUGGUUAAAUCGAUUGUCAUAGCGGAUGAUAAGAUAUUUACAGGUCACCGUGAUGGGAAAAUUAGGGUUUGGCAUGCAUCAGUUAAGAACCCUAGCGUGUAUAAUAAGAUUGGAACUCUACCCAGUUUGACUUCCAUCGUGGAAAAAGCUAUGAAACCCAAGAAUUAUACGGAGGUGAGGAGGAAUCAUCGUGCGAUUUGGAUCAAGCAUUUCGAUGUCAUUUCGAGUCUUGAUUUGACGGAAGAUCGUUCGCUACUAUAUUCAGGUUCGUGGGAUAAGACGAUUAAAGUGUGGAAAGUAUCAAAUUUCAAAUGUUUGGAAUCGAUUCCUGCUCACGAUGACGUCGUUAACGCGGUGGUGGCCGGGUUUGACGAUUACGUUUUCUCCGGAUCAGCGGAUGGGGCGGUGAAAGUUUGGCGACGGGAGAUACCCGGGAAAAGAACGAAGCACUCAUUUGUGCAUACGUUAUUGAAUCAGGAAUGUGCGGUGACGUCAUUGGUUGUUAAUCCCUCCGGGACGGUGGUGUAUGCUGGUUUAUCAGACGGGCUUUUGCAUUUUUGGGAAAGAGAUAAGUUGUUAUCUGGUGGUAGAGUUUUGAGAUGGCAUAAGGUGGCGGUUCUGUGCUUAGCAGCAGCAGGGAGUUUGGUGUUCAGCGGUUCAGUGGAUACAAAUAUAUGUGUGUGGCGGAGAGACGAUGGAGGAGAGCAUAAAUGUAUGUACGUUUUGAGUGGACACAGUGAGCCGGUGAGGUGUUUGGCGGUGGAUAUGAGUCGUCGUGACGGGAUUGGUGAACAAUCUUGGACGUUGUAUAGUGGUAGUUUAGAUAGGUCAGUGAAGAUAUGGCGGGUGUGUAUGCAAACGCCACAAAUUGAUGAGCAAGACCCACCAUCACCGUCGAAGCACAAAAAUAGGUCGAGUAAGAGCUGUAAUGGCGGAUUUCAGAGCUUCACGGAUCAAGGCCGAUUGAAUCAACGGAGAAAGUAGUCGAUAAGAAGGAAGUUGUACAUUAGGGUUGCAAAUUCAAUGGGUGCCAACCUUUUCUUUUGUAAAUUUUAGAAUGAGUAAACUGCA